This is a messenger RNA of Effrenium voratum, 1733 nucleotides long. NCBI's taxonomy places the organism in Eukaryota, Dinophyceae, Suessiales, Symbiodiniaceae. The record is from the annotation of a GenBank genome assembly.
GGAAGGGACUCAAGGGGCGCCGGGAGAGCCUCGGCCAUGCCCAAGUUGAAGACCAGGAGAUCGGCCACAGCUGCAUUUGAGGAAGGCAGCGCUACUCCCUCGACGGCGGCAUCCACGCCAAAAAGUCGGUCCGUCUUCCGCGCCCAGACCCUCGGAGCCUUGGCGUUGCAGGUGUUCCAAGCGCCGUGCCCUUCAGUGGUCAAAGUCACUGUGGAGGGCAAGCUGGACGCCUCUGUCAAGGUCCAGGUGCCGGGCGCCAAAAUGGAGGGCAGCGGCCUGCCGGCACUGUGCCGCGCCGGGAAGACGUGGACUGUCACCUUUUUGUCUUCCUCGGCUGCUCGGGGGCCGAUGACCAAGGGAUCCCUCAUGAUCCAGGGCUUUGACGCCGUGCCCUUCUGCGUGGCCCACAACGACCAGGGACACACCUUUGUGCAGAGCAAGGGCAAGUGGCGCUACACGGCGCUGAGCGCUCCCAGGUGGAACUGGCGGGAGAAUGCUGAGAAGCCCACGGAGGGAACUGCCGCCGAUCUGGAGGUCAUAGGAGCACGAUCCGCGGACAGCGUGCCGCAUCUCAAGGUUCACGUGCGGAGCGCUUCGGAGGUGGAGCUGAAGCGUUGCCUGCAGGGCCUGGCCCUACGGGAGGCCCAGGCGGAAGAGGAUUACGAUAUGCUUCUCGCACAGGUCACCAAAGCGAAGACAGCUGGGGUGGAUCGGGAGCAGAUAGAACAAGCCGAAGAGAGGUUGCGGGGGAUGCGGAAGAUGGGAAAGCAUGUGAAUGACGGAUGCGACAAGGAGAGCCUGAAACUGCUGAUGCAGUGGGAGAAGGUGACCCGCUGUGGCGAGACCGGGGUGAACGAGACGUGCAAGGCGUCGCCCGACUGCCCGUGCAACGAGGAAGUGAACUGCGGGGAGGUCCUGUCCAUCGUGCCCAGCGCGGUGCAGCUCUUGCUGAAAGACUUCGGCCCGGAGGGUGACAAGGAGCUCUUCGAUGAGCUCUCGGCCUCCGCGCUGGCGGUGGAGGAAGGUUCGGUGUGGAAAGCCGGCGGCAAGCUGAUCUUCUCCGCCUUCGAUCGGAAUCAGUCGGUGCAGGCCUUGACGCGAAUGCUGAACAACGUUGGGAGGAGACUCCGAUCCUGGAUCUUCUGGAGGGCCCGGUGCGUGAAGAUGUUGCUGCAAAUGGUGAAGCAUAGCGAAGCAGAGUACGGCGGCUUUGUGACCGCCAUCCAGAUCAACUUUCACCCCAACGGAGAAAGUUUUCACGCUCAGCAUCGGGACAUCUACAGUGCCAAGCAGCGGGCAGGGCCCAGCUGCACCUGCACCUUCAAGAAGUGCGUGGGCACCGUCUGCUACACCGUGGGCUCUUCGCGCCAGGUCCUGCUAGAGACGAUGACCGACAUGUUCUCCGCCGUCAAGCCUUGCGGUGAGCACUGCACCGGCCGGCGCGAGCGGCGCUGGCUUCAUAGUGGGGACGCCAUGUAUUUCAACGAGGCAUGGAACGCCAACCACACCCACGGCAUCCCACCCAUCGAUGGGGAGAGUGGGCCUCGCAUCUCCGUGGCCUUUCUCCUGGGCGCGGAGGAGUCGCGCAUUUAUCAGAAGAUGCUGCUUCCCAACGAGGUCCCUCAGUGAUGGCACCAAAAUCCUUUGACCCAACUUCCCAAAGGGAAAAGCACCGCUCUCGAAGAGAGCAGGUCCAUGAACUCUUGGCAAUUGAGCACCCAAAUUCCUCUGAC